Messenger RNA from Aspergillus nidulans FGSC A4, 1650 nucleotides. Its product is annotated as putative spindle poison sensitivity protein Scp3. Gene Ontology annotation, biological process: protein polyubiquitination. NCBI's taxonomy places the organism in Eukaryota, Fungi, Ascomycota, Eurotiomycetes, Eurotiales, Aspergillaceae. The transcript is spliced from 3 exons. The record is from RefSeq and is a predicted model, not a curated record. Bases 1 to 1650 code for a protein of 549 amino acids. Gene Ontology annotation, molecular function: metal ion binding; ubiquitin protein ligase activity.
AUGCAGAUGUCGGCUUCUCGCGAUCUUCCGACUCAACCUUCCACUGACCACACUACUCGCUCUCGGAACCGGCUCUUGACGGAUAUGAAAGGUCGCGCACCUCUACCGGUUCCCUCAGGACCUCAGCAUCUCCAGAACGGUCACUCGCGCAAUCCCUCGGGCUACGACAUGGCUGCCCGGAGUCCUCCAAACCAAAGCAACACGAAGCAUGUGCCGUGCAAGUUCUUCCGUCAAGGAGCCUGUCAGGCUGGACCUGCUUGCCCUUUUCUCCACUCUACAGAUGCCGCGAUCGAGUAUGCGCCCUGCAAAUACUUUACUAAGGGCAAUUGCAAAUUUGGGGCAAAGUGUGCCCUUGCUCAUAUUCUGCCUGAUGGCCGACGAGUAAACAGGCCUAGUGGGGGGGGAAUGGGAAUGGGAAUGGGUAGCAGUCAUCUUAAUCUCGGCGGCCGGGUCAAUCCUCAGGCGUAUGUCAACCAAGACUCCGCACUGACCAAUUCCGUACUCUCGCAGCAACGGAUGAAUGGUCACGACCCUAGAUAUGUCUCCCAACUUCCUUCGCAAGAAGAGUUCGCCGCCCUUCAUCCUCAGCAGCAGCCGCAACCUUAUGACACCAUACCCUCAAUUGACACGGGGCUAGCUUCUGAUGCUGGCUCCAAGUACGGCUCACCUGUUGAGGAACUACGAUUUCCCAUGUCUCCAAAUCACAAUCAGUAUCUCACUGCCCUUGAUGCUCCCCUUCCUGCUUCGUUCGAUAGUCAAGGGAUCUCCCAUGCCGCUCGUUAUGGACCCGUUGCCGCCUCGGUGCCAUCCAGAUUUGGAUUAGAUCUAGCCUCCCCUCCUGCGCAGAGAACGAAUCCGCCUCGAACUUUCCGCGAUCCCUGGGGUGUUGACGUGAAGAAGGUAUCGUCCCCUUUCAUCGGUUCGUCGCCCCCUGGUACGCUUGAGGACGGAAUUGGGCCGCGAUUCUUACACUCUCAGCGACCUCUGAAACCGCGAAUGCUAUCUGCAAGUGUUCCUCGACCCAAUGUUAUGGAUGAUUGGGAGGAGAGCAACUUCCCAAUGGAAGAGGAUUAUCUGCCAAUGAACCUACAUGACGAUGUCCUAACGCCCCAGGAAAGGCUCCGCCGUCUGUCUCGCACGGACAAUGAGCUAAGCUCUAGCCACCGCGACCUCGGCGGAUUGGGCAUGAGCACCAGCUUUUCGAAAGUUAGUUCUCCUCUUGCCUCCAGUCCGUCUCGAUUUGGGGCGCUGUUCGCCAAGCAGCGACAGCAAAAGAAAGAGGAAGAGGCUCAUCAUGGAUCGCUUACGCAUAUUGGGUCUCCUCUGCGGGAGUCAUCCUUGCAAUUUGGUGGAAGCCCCAGUCUCGGCCCUAUCGGCAGUCCACCACGGACCUCGUCAGCCUCCAUGAUAUCCCAGCAGCUUAGCGGUCUAUCACUCCAUCCACCUUCGACUCGUCAUACUCCGUCAAUCAGUGCAAGCAGCCGCCUCGACCGCACUGUGCCAUCUCCCGUUAGCACCAGCAAAAUUGAAGAAGAACAGGAGCAGGGCGAGGGCGAUCUCGUUUUCUCUAUGGAGGAAGAAGACAGCAGUAAACGAAAUGGCAACGAAGAUACCACGCCGACUGGAAAGUCGUCUAGCUUACAAGUUUGA